AAUCAAUUCGUCUCAUUUCUGUUGUCAGUCCUGUUUCAAUAUUUUAAUAGUCUCGUUGAUUUAGUUAUUUCCAGUAAAUUCAAACAUAUUUUUAAUAUAUUGUCUUAUGCACAAUUAUAAAAUGGAAAGUAAAGACUAGUGUGAUACAUUGCGUUAGAGGUGUGAAAGUUAUAAUGUAAUGCAAGAAAAUAUUUUAUUGGAAAGUGUUAUGGAACAUAACAGUCAUGAAAUACUUUUGUAUAAUUAUUUUUAUCGUGUUUGGGGAAUGUCAGUCAUUGGUUAUCAAUAAAACCGAAUCUAUUUCUGUAGCCAAACUUAAUUCAACCACAAAACAGAAAGUAUGGAAUAUCAAAUUAGACAUUUAUUUUACAAAACCUCUUCCUACAAUUCUUAAAAAAGCACCUAACAGUGAUGUUCGACUGAAAUGUGAAGCUAUGAUGAAUUUUACCAAAGUAGAGAAGUAUACUAAAAAUGAAGAAGGUAUAGAGACAUCUUUGAAAGAAUUUCCUCCAGAUUACAUACAACAAACCUUAAUGAAAAAUGUUAAAGUGUAUUGGUUAAAAGAUAAUAGUAUUGUAUUGAAUUCUACAAAAAUAAGGGUUACAACAAAAGAAGAUAGAAGUAAUGGUACUAUUGGUGCAUUUCUUAAAAUAAAAGAUAUAAGUAAAUCUGAUGAAGGAAAUUAUACUUGUGUAAUUAAACAAAAUUAUGAGAAAAAGAUGACAACAAGACUUAUAAUAGAUUUUACAAAUAAAGGUAAUGACUUGGAAAUGUCUUACACAUCUAUGUUCCCCGAGGGUGAUAAUGAAAUGUUUAUGAAUAUAAAAACAACUCCCAACCUUAUAUCUGAAGGUAUGACAGUACAAAAAACUAACAGUGAUGCCCGCCAUAUUGAGACUGUUAACCAAAAGUUGGAACCAAUAUGUCAGGAAUAUAUUGGCCAGGUUUGUAGUUCGCACCUUAAGGGUCAUUUUGUAUACAUUCCAUAUGACACAUCUCAGGCAGCCCUAGAAGACAAACUCAUGAAAGCCUUUCAAGUCACUAAGUAUUCAAAUGACAUUAGCUCUCAUUGUGAACAAUAUGCCCUGCCGAGUCUCUGCUACUCAACAUUUCCUAUAUGCAGAAAUCCACAUGCAACAAAUGAAUACUUUUUUAAACAAGCAAAAGAAAUAUUAGAUACAUAUUCUGGAAUUAAUGAUGUUGAUGAGAGGCAAAUCCCAAAAACAGUAUUUGAAACCUUGCACCAAGGACUGCAGCUACAAUUAAAACUGAACAAAAAUAUCACCUUGGAUUUAUUGAAUUUUCGCUACAACUCCACAGUAUUAAGGCGUGUUUGCAAACAGGAUUGUGAAAUUUUAGAAAACGAACUUUGUCAGACAGAAUAUGCUAUUGCUAAGCGACAUCCUCAUAUUGGUCAGCAGUUGACUUUAGAGGAAUGUCAAGAUUUACCAGAAGAUGAUACGGAUUGUCUUAAAAUUGGUAUAGGCACAUUAAUAGUUUCAGAUGAUGAAUGCUAUUGGGAGGACGGAAGUGGUUAUCUUGGUAGGGUUAAUAUGGCAAGCAAUGGAAGACCUUGUAUUGAAUGGUCAAAACAGUUAUAUUUAAAAGUUUCCGAUUAUCCUGAGCUUGCAGGACGACACAGUUAUUGUAGGAAUCCUGGCGGAGUAAAGUCGCAGCCCUGGUGCUUUGUUGAUCACGAUGGAAAAACUGAUCAACUCUGUGAUAUUCCCAAAUGUGCUCACAAAAUCUGGAUAUACAUUGUUUUGACAUUUUUAAUAGUAGCCUUUUUGAUAGCUUGUUUUUUAACCUGCCUCUUCUUUAAACAUAUAAAAAAAGGAAACGCUGCUACAAUUCGAGACAUUAAUCUUCCUAGUGCUGAUAAAAAUAUUUAUGGCAAUUCAAGACUCAAUUCACCCAUAGAAAUGAAUGAAUUAUUAACAAAUCAAAACAGUGGAAGUCAGCCUCAUUUAACCAGCAAUACAAGGGGAAAUGGUGUUCUUCGUAUACCACAAUACUCUUUGUCCCAAAUAAAAUUUUUGGAAGAGCUGGGUGAAGGUGCAUUUGGAAAAGUUUACAAAGGGGCACUAAAGAAGAAUGGUGAAACUCAAUAUGUAGCAGUGAAGGCAUUAAAAGAGAAUGCAUCCGCUAAAACUAAGGCUGAUUUUAGAAGGGAAAUAGAUUUGAUAUCAGAAUUGACCCAUGACAACAUUGUUUGUAUUGUAGGUGUUGCUCUCAGAGAGGAGCCACUUUGUAUGUUAUUUGAAUUCAUGGCUCGUGGGGACUUACAUGAAUUUCUAAUGGGACGAGCUCCCCCAUCUGGUAAAGGUUUACCUUCCAUGAGAUUGUUAAACAUUGCCCAUAACAUUGCAUCCGGUAUGCAAUAUCUUGCCUCCCACCAUUACGUUCACAGAGAUUUAGCUGCAAGAAACUGUCUUGUGUCUGAUGAUUUUGUUGUAAAGAUAUCAGAUUUUGGACUCUCGAGGGACAUUUAUAGUUCUGAUUAUUAUAGAGUACAAUCUAAAAGUCUCUUACCAGUCAGAUGGAUGCCACCAGAAUCAAUUCUCUAUGGAAAAUUCACUACUGAGAGCGAUAUCUGGUCUUAUGGUGUCGUGCUAUGGGAAAUUUAUAGUUAUGGAUUGCAACCAUACUAUGGGUACAGUAACCAGGAGGUGAUAUCGAUGGUACGAGGUGGUGAGCUGCUAGCGCCGCCGGCCGCCUGUCCCGCACCACUGUACAGCCUCAUGAGGGACUGUUGGCGACACGCGCCACAACGACGGCCUGCCUUCGAGGAUAUCGUUACCAGGAUAGGAGAUUGGAUACAAAUGGGCGGUUGUCCUGAAACAGCGCCAUCUGAGUCGGGGAGCAGCUGCGGUCAUCGACCCACAACCUCCGCAAAGGAUCUACAGGAGAGAGUUCCACUGUUACCACCACACUGCUCUACAUCCAAUGGCUCGCUAGCUACCAGUAGUUUGAAGAAAUUCAGCACAGCUGGCUCCAGUAGGGCCGCUGAUGAUAACUUCUCUACCUGCAGUGAAGUGCCACCCCUGGCUCCCAAGACAAAAAAAUAUAGCUCCGGUUCACUCAUAGACACAGACAAAAUAGGAACCAAGGAGACGGUUGUUAGAAUACCAAACAAGAAUUGUGGUAAUGAUAUAUAGUAGCAUUCAAGAUGUCGGUAUAGGAUCAAGUAAGUAAUAUUAAGUAAAUUAUUGGCAUCGCUAUGUAGAAUACUUUAGGCUUUACUCACUCCGCCUCACAUUUAUUUUUAUUUAUUAAGAUACUAUUUUAUUUAAAGACUAUGGAUUUAUUUUAGUUUUAAGUAACAUGUAUUAUUUACUGCAGCUAAAAUUAAUAGUAAUCUUGUGUGUAUGGAUCAGUGAUUUGCUCAAAAUAAUUGUUACACAGAAAUACAUUGACAAUGACACGUUUAAAGAGAAUUAUUCUUGAAAAAAAAAACCUGUAAUAAUCACAGAUAAUUGCGUAAAAAUUAAUACAAUCAUGCCCAUUUUAUAAAUAUAUAAAACCUAUACAGGUAUUUUUUUUUUUUUAAAUAGUAACAAUUAUUUAUUUAUCUUAAGUUACUCCUAGUUCCUUUUUAUGCAAUUUAUACAGCAAACACUCUUUAUUAUUGUAUGUUAUAAUACUAGUGUUUUGCGAUUAAGUUAAUAUUAUUAGUAAAAUGAAUUGAUGUCGAGAUAUAAUAAACAAACUAAUGCCAAGUUGCCGAUGGAAUUUGAUGGACUAUUAAAAUUAUCUCAUUUACAUUGCAAUUCAAAUUUAAUAUAAUCAUUAUAAUAAUUUUCCCACCUUGCCACGGUUCUUUACCAAAAGACUUCCUUAGCCAUUGUGUAGCAAUCAUUUCGUAACAUUAUAUUUUUAUUAAAAGUCCAUAUCAAUGUUGCUCACUUAUAAAAUUAAUUUUAUAACCCAGUUUUGAUACAGGAUAAGUGUUGCCAUAGAAAAUGAUGAAUUAAUUAUUAUUUAGAAGCGAAUAUUAUGAGUACCCAUAAAAGCUCACAAUAUUAGUAACGUUUUUUUCAACUGGCUUUACAUUUAUUUAUUUUUUCUAUAAUAGUAAUCGAGGCUUAAAUCUAAAAUUCGCUUCUAAAGUAAUUCAAUUUACAAUGUUUUCUAUGAUACUAGUUAAAAUUAAAUGUAAGUUAUGUAUAUGGUAAGGAAUAUAUUGUUUAGAUUUGUUACCUUUUGAUAUCAGAGCACUCGUGCCACUUUUUUCUUAUAAAUUUAUAUGGUACGAAUUUUCAGUACUCGCCAAAGACUCUUUUUUUAUAUGUGAUACAUUUAUUUAGUUCUUUUUUUUUGUUUUUUACCUAGGAGUAAACUGUAUUUCUAUAAUAAAUAAUUUACAAAAUAA
Molecule: messenger RNA, 4372 nt
Organism: Danaus plexippus (monarch butterfly)
Lineage: Eukaryota; Metazoa; Arthropoda; Insecta; Lepidoptera; Nymphalidae
Gene: Ror
Product: tyrosine-protein kinase transmembrane receptor Ror
Exons: 4
Coding region: 225-3158 (977 amino acids)
Biological process (GO): cell surface receptor protein tyrosine kinase signaling pathway; positive regulation of kinase activity; protein phosphorylation
Cellular component (GO): signaling receptor complex; membrane
Molecular function (GO): ATP binding; transmembrane receptor protein tyrosine kinase activity; protein binding
Source: RefSeq, a predicted model, not a curated record